AUGAUGAUAGUGAUGAUCAGACCAACAAUACUGGUGAGCUUUUGUUCCAUGAAAUGUACUCAAAUUCUGUUGAAGAAGAGAGAAAACAGUUCAGGUGGGAUGAGAAAGAGAGUGAAGAAGAAUCCAAGAACGAAAGAAGAGUCUUCAUCAGACCAUUCUCAUUUUGUGGCACAUGUCUCACUCUCAAGUCUAAAAAACGAUCGACUGUAUGUAACAAAGGGUUUUGCUAGUUCAAACGGUCUAGACAAAAUGAGUGGUAAAGAGAUCGUUCUUCUUAACGAGGAAGGAAGAUCAUGGAAUCUGAAUAUGACAUACAACAAAGCAGGCAUGCAUACAUUUAUAAGACCUGGUUGGAGAAGAUUCUGUGCUGAAAAUGGGAUGAACCAAGGUCAUCACUGUACAUUCAAACUGGUCCGAAAAUCUGCACCACCAGUCCUUCGUUUAUCUCGUGCAGGACAUGAGCCAAAACCAGCUCCAGAACCCUCAUUACACCAUUCUUACUAUGUGGGAACUGUCAGUUCUAGUAGCCUAAAAACUGAUAGACUGUAUCUUCAGAUGCAUUUUGUGACUGCAAAUGGUCUGGACAAAAGAUUCAGUGAGAUAACUGUACAGAAUGAAUGGGGAGGAAAAUGGAGUUUAGGGUUGAGACACUAUAAAUCAGUCAACCAUACUUAUCUCGGACCAGGCUGGAAAACUUUCUGCCAAGUAAACGGGAUCAAAGCUAGAGAUUCAUUUAUGCUUAAACUGGUUGAAACAGGGGACAAGCCUGCUCUCUUGUUAUGCAGUUCCAACCGUGGGAAAACACCAUUAGAGUGUUCAGAAGAUAGUGAUGCUGUAAACUCCCUCUCCUCAGAUACUAGCAGCGAAGAUGACAGUAGAGAAGAAUCCCAAGAAAGUGAAGAGGAGAGUAUUGAAGAUAAGGACAACUCACAAGAAUGCAUGUGUUCAUCUCCAUUUAGUAAACACCGUUUUGUGAGAUUAACUCUUACACAGAGCGCUUUUAAAACCUCUGUACUGUAUCUUCAGAGAAAAUUUGUGACUGCAAAUGGUCUGGAAGGAUUCAGUGAGAUAACGUUAAAGAAUCAAUGGGGAGGAAGAUGGACUUUACGUUUGAGAUACUACGAAUCACUCAACCAUACUUAUCUCGGACCAGGCUGGAAAACUUUCUGCCAAGUAAACGGGAUCAAAGCUGGAGAUUCCUUUAUGUUUAAGGUGGUUGAAACUGGGAACAAGCCUGCUCUCUUGUUGUGCAGUUCCAACUGUGGGGAAACGCCGUUAGAGUGUUCAAAAGAUUGUGAUGAUGUACACUCCCUCUCCUCAGAUACUAGCAGUGAAGAGGAGAGUAGUCUUGGAGACGAAGGCAGCUCACUGGGAUGGUUUGAGAUUGAGAAAGAGAAGAAUAUAUACAGAGCUUUAUCUUCAGAUAGUCAGGACCGAUUUGUGAAAUUAACUGUUACACCGAGAGCUCUUAAAACCUAUAAACUGAUGCUCCCGCUGGAUUUCACACGGGUUAAUGGCAUCAACAAGCCAGGGAAGAUAACUCUGUUAUAUAAAGAUGGAGUGAAGAAACAGGUGGUGGAUCUUUUGGAUCAGAAUAGAAAGACCGGAAUAAUGCGACUUGGAAAAGGAUGGAGAGAGUUCUGUGAUGCUCACGGUGUAAAGGUAGGAGAGUCCUUUCUUUUGGAACUCAUGUGGGAUGAAGAAGCAAUUCCAAUGCUUAAGUUCUGCACCAAACUUUGA
Molecule: messenger RNA, 1740 nt
Organism: Eruca vesicaria subsp. sativa (arugula)
Lineage: Eukaryota; Viridiplantae; Streptophyta; Magnoliopsida; Brassicales; Brassicaceae
Source: the annotation of a GenBank genome assembly